GGUUCUGUCCCCGGCUCUGGGAGGGGAGUGGGGGCUGGUGGGUUAGAGCAGGGGGGGCUGGGAGCCAGGACUCCUGGGUUCUCUCCCCGGCUCUGGGAGGGGAGUGGAGGCUAGUGGUUAGAAGGGGGGGCGGGGAGACACACACCCCUCCUUUCCCUGUUCUCUGCCUCCCUACCCUUGGCUGCGGACAUUGCUACCAAGCCUGCAGACCUCGGGCCAGGACAGCACCAUCCCCCAUCUCGGUUUGAACCCUGCAUUUCCAGAGCCACUGAGGCCAGGGCAGACACUGGCUACCCCGGGGCAGUCUCCAUGCAGCUUGUGGGGCAAACACAGAGCAAACCGGGAAAUGGGCUGGGAAAGGCCGGAGCGGGCAGGAUCACUCCGGAAGCUGGGCGCCCGCCCACGGCCCAGUGUGAGUGCAGACAUCGGGGAACACGGAACGCAGGCCGGACCGCUGGGCUGGGGGGCUCGGAAAGGGAUUUGGCGGGGAAUCAGCCGAUACAAGGUACAAGUUUUGACCGAAAUCUGGGUAAAUCCGGGCUCCGUGUCUCCUGCCUCGGGCUUGGCACCUGGGUGACGUUUGGCUCCCAGAUCUCAGACGAGACGGCGGAGAAUGUGAUGACCAUCGCCUACGAGAACGGGGUCAACCUCUUCGACACGGCCGAGGUCUAUGCUUCUGGCAAGGCAGAAAAAACUCUGGGCAACAUCCUGCGAAGCAAAGGCUGGAGGCGAUCCAGCUACGUUGUCACCACCAAGAUCUACUGGGGUGGCCAGGCAGAGACAGAGCGGGGCCUCUCCCGGAAGCAUAUCAUUGAGGGGCUGAGGGGGUCGCUGGAGCGGCUGCAGCUGGACUACGUCGAUAUCGUCUUCGCCAACCGCAUGGACGCCAACAGCCCCAUGGAAGAGAUCGUGCGGGCCAUGACUUACGUCAUCAACCAGGGCAUGGCCAUGUACUGGGGCACCUCGCGCUGGAGCGCCAUGGAGAUCAUGGAGGCGUAUUCGGUGGCCCGGCAGUUCAACCUCGUGCCGCCGGUAUGCGAACAGGCCGAGUACCACAUGUUCCAACGCGACAAGGUGGAGUCGCAGCUCCCCGAGCUCUACCACAAGAUCGGUGUGGGUGCCGUUACCUGGUCCCCCCUGGCCUGCGGCCUCAUCACCGGCAAGUAUGAGGAGCGGGUCCCCGAGAACUGUCGGGCCACCAUCAAGGGCUACCAGUGGCUGAAGGAGAAGCUGCAGAGCGACGACGGGCGGAAGCAACAGGCCAAGAUCAAGGAGCUGCAGCCCAUCGCCGAGAGUCUGAGCUGCACCGUGGCCCAGCUGGCGAUCGCCUGGUGCCUGCGCUCUGAGGGCGUCAGCUCCGUCCUGCUCGGGGUGUCCAGCGCCGAACAGCUGAUCGAGAAUCUCGGAGCCAUCCAGCAGGUGCUGGCCCAGCUGACCCCACCCGUCAUUCAGGAAAUCGACGCCCUCCUGGGCAACAAGCCCAAUACGAAAAAAGAGUCCCGGGCGUAGGGACACAUCGGCGCCCGGGACUGUGCAUGUCCUUGUCCCACCGGACUGUGUAUCCCUCUGCCCGGCUCUCUGCACUGCUGGGGAG
Messenger RNA from Malaclemys terrapin pileata, 1594 nucleotides. It is a transcript of the gene KCNAB3, whose product is annotated as potassium voltage-gated channel subfamily A regulatory beta subunit 3. The transcript is spliced from 14 exons. The record is from RefSeq and is a predicted model, not a curated record. Gene Ontology annotation, cellular component: cytoplasm; membrane; voltage-gated potassium channel complex. Bases 310 to 1509 code for a protein of 399 amino acids. Gene Ontology annotation, biological process: regulation of potassium ion transmembrane transport; potassium ion transport. Gene Ontology annotation, molecular function: potassium channel regulator activity; transmembrane transporter binding; voltage-gated potassium channel activity. NCBI's taxonomy places the organism in Eukaryota, Metazoa, Chordata, Testudines, Emydidae.